AUGAAAGAAUGUCGAAAUUCUAUAUUAGCGAGAAGACUCAGGAUUCUUUUGGCUAUUCAACUUACCAUCGUACAUUUCGAAGAGGCCCCAAAGCAAUCAAUUUCGAUAUGUCUUCUUUCCACAUUGCGAUUGCCGGUGCAACAGGCAAUCUCGGACAAUCAUUCGAUUUUCAAAUCACUUCUUGACGCUGGAUUCAUUGUCACAGCCCUAUUUCGACCUGGAGGCAAUGCUUCUGCUUUGAUCCACACUCAAUCUCAUCAUCAAAGUAGUCGACGCCCUCACCUCCUCCGACUCACUCCACUCCAACCCGCUCUCCUUGGAAUAGACAUCAUCAUAUCAUGUGUUUCAACGCUAGGGAUAGGCAGCCAGAAACCCCUCAUAGAUGCUUUAGUUGCAGCUGGGGUGCGGAGAUUCAUCCAAGCAGAGUUUGGAAUGGACUCUGCCAAUGGUCUCUGA
Molecule: messenger RNA, 456 nt
Organism: Colletotrichum tamarilloi
Lineage: Eukaryota; Fungi; Ascomycota; Sordariomycetes; Glomerellales; Glomerellaceae
Product: isoflavone reductase
Exons: 2
Coding region: 1-456 (151 amino acids)
Source: RefSeq, a predicted model, not a curated record